UCGCUCCUGACCACUAACCACCGGGACUCAACACCAACGCUAUCAUGGACACUCAGUACGGCGAAACUGCACCUCCACCUGCUGACCCCUAUGCCGAGGCGUACAACGACCAGCCCUCCUCUGGCCCACACCCCGCUGAUCGCGACCGGGAUGUGCCGCCGCCGAGGGGUCGCUCUCGCUCUCGCUCCCCAGCAAGGGACUCCUUCCGCAGGGCCUCGCCAGUCCCCAAGCGGCCUGCGCAGGCUCCAAUUCAGGCGCCUAAUCCCUCCAGCGUGUUGGGAGUCUUCGGCCUGAGCAUUCGCACCGUCGAGCGUGACCUAGACGAAGAAUUCAGCCGCUUCGGUCGUGUGGAGAAGGUUGUCAUUGUGUAUGACCAGCGUUCCGAUCGCUCUCGAGGCUUUGGCUUCAUCACAAUGUCUACCGUCGAAGAGGCUUCAAGGUGCAUCAAGGAGCUCAAUGGAGUGGAACUAAACGGGCGUCGUAUUCGUGUCGACUACUCCGUUACCGACAGGCCCCACGCUCCCACCCCUGGAGAAUACAUGGGACACCGCCGUCGCCGCGGACGCGACUCUUACAGCGGCCGUGAAGAUCGUUACGACCGCUACGAUGAACCCCGUGAUCGUCGUGAUCGUGAACGCGACCGCGACCCAUACUCUCGCCGCCACGAUAAGGACGACAAGGAUAGAGACCACUACGGCAGAGACCGGGACUGGCGUGACCGCCGAAGCCCUCCGCCUCGCAGCCGCUACUCUCCUGACUAUAGGAGGCGUCGAAGCUACUCUAGGAGCCCCCCUCGUGGAAGCAGCCCUGCUCGUGGCGGUCGUGACUAUGAUGGUCCUGCCACAGCUGCCGCUUCUAACGGGGAGCCUCGUUGGUGAACGAUGUCUUACUGUUGCUUGACCCUUUUCUUUCGCGUUUGCUUGCGGUUGCGACUGUCUACAGCUCUGGCCUGUUCAGGGAAGAUCCGCUUCGGUGGUCAAAGGUGUGAAGGGCCAAGGCGCAAGUGAUGAAGAGUUACGCGGCCCCGGUUAUCGCAAUGCAUGCGCAGUUACCUCAAGUUAGUUGCCUCAAGUUGAUCAUGUUUUACCUCUAUGGAAGAUCGCAGUCUGCAAUCCUCGUCGAAUAGCACAAAACCCAAGUUAUCAAGUUUGCUGUCAUAACGCCUUCCAAUGUUCCUGUAAUCUCCUUCGCUACGACCCUCUGUGAAUCUGUUCAAACCCAAGUACACGGGCGCCACUUGAAUGAUCUGCAAGGUGUUUCCGGUGCGUGUCGUUGUCCUCGAAAACAAUACAUUUUCCUUUCGGGUGCGACGAUGAGCUGAGGCUCUUCCUCGCGGUAAGUAAUGCUAACCUCGUCCUCAGGAUGACAACCAGACGACUACGAUUUCUGUUUUCUUCUCAAAUUUAGGGAAGGUGGGUACAGGCGAGGCGCAGCAUGGUCGACAAGCUCAUCAGCGGGCACAGCAUGGUACGUAUACUUUUCGGCUGGAGAGUUGACACCGCUCCGCACUUGCAACCGCCCCGCCUCCAUUGUAUGAUCCUGCGGAUGUACUGCUCACCUCAAUUAAUAAACCACAUGAUCG
Messenger RNA from Phanerochaete carnosa HHB-10118-sp, 1582 nucleotides. RefSeq lists its product as uncharacterized. Gene Ontology annotation, molecular function: RNA binding. The coding region runs from base 45 to 878 and encodes 277 amino acids. Lineage: Eukaryota; Fungi; Basidiomycota; Agaricomycetes; Polyporales; Phanerochaetaceae. The record is from RefSeq and is a predicted model, not a curated record. The transcript is spliced from 4 exons. Gene Ontology annotation, biological process: positive regulation of mRNA splicing, via spliceosome. Gene Ontology annotation, cellular component: spliceosomal complex.